Phycomyces blakesleeanus NRRL 1555(-) is the source of this 1107-nucleotide messenger RNA. RefSeq lists its product as hypothetical. Gene Ontology annotation, biological process: peroxisome organization. The record is from RefSeq and is a predicted model, not a curated record. Lineage: Eukaryota; Fungi; Mucoromycota; Mucoromycetes; Mucorales; Phycomycetaceae. Gene Ontology annotation, cellular component: peroxisomal membrane. Bases 1 to 1107 code for a protein of 368 amino acids. The transcript has 6 exons.
AUGCUUCCUCUUACUCUCUUACGCUUCAGAGGCAAUCGACCUUAUACCCUCGAAUAUGCCUCACGGAUAGAAUCUGUAGAAGAUUUCAUCCGAGCUGCUUCUCUUUUAUUACCAGGCCGAUUCGAAGACGCCGAGUUGUUCCUGUCCAUUCUCAACCUCUUUUCUCUCCACCACACCAAACUACUUGUCCGGGCUGCCAGCUCUGGAUUUGAACCGGACUCCAGGCACAAGCCUGACCAACCCCGACUAGCAUUCAACCGCAACAUUGAAGAACAUUAUGAUACUCGCUGGGCAACCCGAACAGUAGCCAUGAGUCUGAGUGUUUUGUCUUAUACCGAAGUUGUAAUCGAGAUGCUUAUCCAGCGUCGAUGCUCAAGACAAAAACGGUGGAGAUGGGUGUCUUGCUUAGAGGGUAUCAAGGCUGUACUCCGGUUGUACUUGUUUUUUCGAACAAAGCAUCGAAUGGUGCUACACCCCACACACUUGGUCCGCAAUAUAGAUCCUUCUACUCUUGAAGCCUCAUCUACAGAUAAAUUCGAGCUCACUACACUCGAUCCCCGUGUAGGGACUCCUUCGACCUCUAAUCCCGACCUAAUACAUUCAAAAGAUGCUGCAGUUACUAGACCACGAAGAGGAUGGGCUAUAUUUGGAGAAAUUCUUUGGACUCUGCGCCCGUUGAUUUACGUACUUUUGGUUAUGCGAGAUCAAUCUAAACACACGCCAAGUAAAUCCGACAAGACCGUUGGUAGUGGAGAUAAUGAAAAAGAACAACAAAAAGAUGAUUUUGAUGAAGACGAAGAUGAAGACGACGAUAUUGAACGUAGCUGGAUGCCUUGGAUGGUUUCUCUUGGCGUAGAUCUAUUGGCACGUGUGGCAACUCGUCAACAGACAAUGACUCCACUAGAAAGAGAUGAGAGACGCAGAAGAGAUUACUUGCUACUGUACUAUUUCUUGAGAAAGCCAUUCUAUACAGAAUUUACUCAACCCAUUCUGGCCUCAUUUUGUGACUCAACUGAACACAGACCUAUAGUAUCAAUUCUAGCAGCUGCUAUUAAUGAUUACAGACCAUUCUGGGAGAGACUUUACUUUUAUACAGCAGGCUCAUAA